Molecule: messenger RNA, 2615 nt
Organism: Blepharisma stoltei
Lineage: Eukaryota; Ciliophora; Heterotrichea; Heterotrichida; Blepharismidae
Source: the annotation of a GenBank genome assembly
AUGUCUAAAAGAGUUCAAUCUGAGCUGAUGCUAAACAUUGAGGAAGGCAAUUUUGAAAGAGUUUGCAAUAUGAUCACAAGAGAAAAUAUCGAAGAACGAAAUCAAACUGGCUAUACACCUCUAGCCCUAGCUGUAAGAACUGGGCACUAUAAAAUUGUUGAAGAGCUAGUAAAAAAAGGCGCUGACAUCAAUGCAACUAAUGAUGUAAUUUUUACACAGUAGGCAGGGCAAAGCAUACUUUUUAUUGCUUGCUGGCAUAACCAUGAAGAAAUCGUAAAACUUCUUUUAAGUCGAGGCGUGAAAGUGAAUCAGCCUGAUCAACGUGGAUGAACUCCUUUAAUUAUAAGUGUUUAUCACAACUAUGCUGGGAUCGUUGAACUUUUAUUGCAAGCUGGGAGCGACAUUGAUCACCAAGAUUCUGUAUUUUUUAUUUAGUUUGGAAAAAACGCAAUAGAUCGAGCCAAAAAUGUUGAAAUGAUAUCAAUGAUUAGGAAAUAUUCGGAAGAAAGAAAGAUUGGCCAAAAAGUGUCAUUAUCAUUACCUGGAACCCCGGGCGGGGUUUCACAUUUGGAUAAUAUCAUAAGGCCGAAAAGCAGAGACAAUUCCAUUGAUAGAAAAUCUGAAUCUUCGCAAAAAUCAUCAAAUAGUCCUUAUAAGUUUGAUAAUAUGAAAAGCCCACAAGGAAGGGAGCCUACACCGACAAAGCAAAAAGUUGAUCAGAGUUUUGAUCGAAAUAUAGGAAGAACUAGCUUUGAAAAUGAGAAACUAUAUGAUAUGGUAAAAGAAAUCGAAGAAAAUAUAGCUGAGAGGUUUUUUAAUGAUAUGGAUAUAACGAUAAAUGACCAGCUUAAUCAAGCUAUUGAUGUCUUACAGAAAGAAAUAGAAACAUUGGUUAAUAGAUCAACAAGAGAUUUAUUCAGAAAACUAAAAGAAUAUGUUUUCAGAGUCACUGAUAAUUUGCUAGGGAAAAGCAAUUAUAAGAUAUCAAACUCAAGAAUUCAAGCAGAUUUUUCUGAAAUUUUUGAGUUUAGAGAGCAACUAAUAAAUGUUUCCAGCACUCAUCGAUCACAAUAUGCUGAAGAAAUUGGAAAGCUUGGCCAUAAUCAAUUAAAAUUAGGAGAUAGGAGAAUAGAUGAUAUAAAAGAAGAUUUAUAUAGACAUGUGAAUAACUAUCUCAGCGAAUUAGACAGCAAAAUGAAAGAGCUUUCAGGAAAUCAUAUAAGUAAAGAAAUAAGUAAUAGGAUCUUUACUGUCAAAGAUACCAUCAAUUCAGAAAUCAACCACUAUUUGCUAUAUUUGACUGAUAAAAUGAAGAGUAUGCUCGACGACCUUGUGGCAGCUAGAAUUAAAGAAAUUUGUGAUGAUAAUAGAAUUUCAUUGCCAAGGCAGAUGAAUAAAAACAAUUCAGCAGGAAAUCUACCAGGGAUUUCUACAUGUGACACCUACACAGUAAAGACUAUUUUCUUGGCCUAUUAUUUUUUGGUCUAUUUUAUUUAGCCUGCUUUUCUAGCUUGUUUUUUAGCCUAUUUAUUUUGGAUAUUUCUUUUGCGCUAUUUUUUAGCCUAUUUUUUGGCAUAUUCUUUAAAUACUAAAAUAUUUAUAAACAUAACUUCUGCUGAGACUAAAUAGGCUAGAGAUCAUUUCGAAAUAGUCAAUAUGAAAUUAUUUCCAAAGCAAAUGAAUCAAAAAUAAUUAAGGGAAAAUGCAAGACAACAAAAUAGGCCAAAAAAAAAUAUGCCAAAAAAUAGGCCAAAAAAAUGAGUCAAAAAAAACUUACUUACUUACUUAAUUAUCUGGUGUUUAAGGUGUCUAGUGCCGCAGCCCAAAAGGGCCUAUGGCAAAACUGAUGACGUAGGCGAGCCAUCUUGGAACGGGUCAACCCCAUCCAAGCCUUCUAUCAACUCCUGCUUCACCGGCCUUGCUGCACGUCUCACCCGGCGCGAUGCCGUCGCCCUUGUCGCUCGACUCAGCUCCUGCGCGUGUUCCGCCUAAGGGUCAUCCUCCCGUGGGGAUGUGCUGAGAGGUAAAAGCCCGAGAUCUUGAGUGGACUGAGGAGUGGUUCCUUGGUUAUCCCCAAAGUUAAACCACUAUUGCUGUCCAGAAGUUCGCGAGUGAAAACCUAACCCUAAUAAUAAAAAAUUCCAUGAGGGAGAGAAAAUUAGCAGAGCUAAUUUCUCUCGAACCGAAUGCCAUUUUAUUAUUGAGUCAAAAAAAAACAGUUCAAAAAAUAUUGUCAUUGUGGAGUUGCGUCGUGUGGAGUCACUCUACCAGGUGGGCGUCCAAGUGCUACCGAGUCUUAUAAAAACGAAGCCCAUCGAUCCGAAAAAAGUGAAUCUCAAAGGAAAUCUCAUGAUUUCAGCAAUGACUAUCUUGAAAAUCUGUCACAAGAGUAUACAAAAUACCAAACCCCUCAAUAUUCCUCUACUUUUCAAAUUGAUUUCCCCGAGUCAAGCCAAAGCUUUUCAAAAGAGCCCCCAAAAUCAAAACCUCCUGUAAGCCGCCCCAAGGCAUCAUCUCUAUCAUCUAAAGGAGAUCAAAAGCAAGUUUUGCCCCCAACUAAUGUCUCGUCUACGCUGCAAGGCUUUUUGAAGUUUGAAGAAAUGUCGAGAAAAUAA